Messenger RNA from Amaranthus tricolor (Joseph's coat), 1096 nucleotides. RefSeq names its product multifunctional methyltransferase subunit TRM112 homolog A-like. Gene Ontology annotation, biological process: tRNA methylation; rRNA (guanine-N7)-methylation; peptidyl-glutamine methylation. NCBI's taxonomy places the organism in Eukaryota, Viridiplantae, Streptophyta, Magnoliopsida, Caryophyllales, Amaranthaceae. The transcript has 2 exons. Bases 444 to 812 code for a protein of 122 amino acids. Gene Ontology annotation, molecular function: protein heterodimerization activity. The record is from RefSeq and is a predicted model, not a curated record.
UUUUAUAUUUUUAUAAAAUAAAGAACACAAAUUAUUGUAUGACACGGCUCCUAACUAAAUUUUUUUUGUUAUGCGUGUCUUCCUAAAAAAGAUAAAAAUAUAUAAAGCUUUUUCUUCCCAGGUGAUUCGUCAGUUCACUCACCCAAACAAAACCUAGUUCCCAUUACCUGUGGCGCUUUAUUCUGCAGACCUAAAACUUCAUCCUUCUAAACCCUUACAUCUUCACGAAGAGCAGCUGCCAGGCCCAGGCGCCAGCCACUGACCACCUUCAUCCUUUAUCCUCCACCGACGUGCACAGCCACACCCCACUGAACCUGCCGCACAGCCGCCUCCAGCCGCAGCCAGCCCCAGCCACCAAACCAUCGUUUGCAGAUUAUAUAUUUGCUUGCGUCUUGGUGUUAGAAGUAUUAUUCUGCUGUAAGUGUAUCUCCCUACACAUUGAGAUGAGGCUAUUAACCCACAACAUGCUAUCUUCAAACAUAAAGGGGAUAACCAAUGGAUUUCCUUUAAGAAUAGAGGCGGAGAAGGUGGUGGAGAAAGAAGUUGACAUGAAUAUAGAUUUCCUUAAGAAUAUUUUCACCAAGAUCGAGUGGAAGCCCUUUGUUGAAGCAGCCAAGAUCUUGGGAUUCUCAGAACUCCCUGAAGAUGUCGAACCUUCUCUGCUUGAUUCCCACGAUUUUCUCACCAAGUUCCACCAUGCUCUCCUUGAGAUUCACCUUGAAGAAGGCGCCCUUGUUUGCCCCGAAACUGGCCGCAAGUUCCCUGUCAGUAAAGGUAUCCCUAACAUGCUUCUUCAUGAGGAUGAAGUUUGAUAAUGCAGAAUCUUGAAUUGUUUGUUUCUCUUAUUUUGCUGCCUUCUCCCGCCUCCCCAAAAGAAAAAUGGUUCAUAUAAGAGAACAAUAACAUGGAACUUAUUCUGCUGAGCUUGUUCUGUUGUUUAUAGGACCGACGUUCUCGGCGGAGUUAUAGAUUCUACUGGCAAAAUGCAUGCUUUUUGUUAAUUUUUUUUUUGCCUGUUUACUAUUCUGUGUUUGCUCUGAUUAUGUUAAAAUUUAAUAUCUCCGAUUUUAAGAUAUUUUUCAAUUGGCUCAAGUCA